CUGUUUGGCUCGCAUCAUCAUUGUAUCAAUUGUACUGCUUCAUCACUUCCAUUAUCGUCUGACGACGGCCAUCCACAUCGGGGUACCCCAAGGGCCCUGAAGAAUGGCUCACCGUCAAGAUGCCAAUUCUCGAAUCAGCCGCUGAUCAAAAAUAUCAACACUCUUUGCCGACCGUCUCGUUUAGAAUUGUCGAAGAUGAUAAAGCGUUGCUUGCACCGGCUGGCGUGCACUCGGAGCAGAGCCGAUCUUAUGGCUACAAUGACUUUUCAGACUUUGAGAGGCCGGAAUUUUACAUUCGCUAUAUAGAACCAAUCGAAGCCGAGCUGAAGGGUCAAGUCGAGUAUGAUAUGGACGAGCAGGACCAAGCUUGGCUCGACAACAUUAAUGCCGAACGCAAGAAAGAUCAGUCCGGCCCUAUAUCCUACGAGGUCUUUGAGAUCAUGGUCGACAAGCUCGAGAAGGAGUGGUUCGAUCUCAUCAAGAGGGUCCCUCAACCAGCUUCGCAUCUCCCUGUAGAAGAUUCUCGAUGCUCCAUUUGCGAUGAUCCUGAAGGCGAGAACUCGAAUGCCAUCGUGUUUUGCGAUGGUUGCAACUUGGCUGUUCAUCAAGAUUGCUACGGCGUGCCUUAUAUUCCGGAGGGCCAGUGGCUGUGUCGGAAGUGCACAGUGGCGCCAGAGAACCCAGUCUCCUGUUUGUUUUGCCCGAAUGAAGGGGGAGCUUUCAAGCAAACUACGACUGGACAUUGGGCUCACCUACUGUGCUCGAUAUGGAUCCCCGAAGUAACCGUUAGCAAUGCUAUCUACAUGGAGCCUGUUGAUGGAGUGGAAAUGGUGCCCAAGAGUAGAUGGAAAUUGAUAUGCUCCCUCUGCCGCGAGCGGGUCGGUGCCUGUAUUCAGUGCGAUAACAAAAGCUGCUUCACAGCCUUUCAUGUCACUUGUGCGAGACAGAUGGGACUGUUGAUGAGCAUGAAGGCAAUGAGCACGGAUGGUCAGCUACGAGCCUUUUGUGAAAAGCAUCUGCCUGCUGGAUCCCAAGACGAUUUCGAUGAGGACGAGGACGAAGAUGGGUCCAACUACUCCGGAACGCCCGUAGCGCAGCCUCCGCCGAAACCCAGGGUGCAGCAUCGGCUCCCGAAGCGCAAAAUUGGACCUGUGACGACCAAGUCUGCAAGAGCGCACACAAAGUCGUACCGCCCAGGACCGCCGAUCGUCCCCCAGGUCAUAGUUCAGACGCUGCUCGACUACAUUGCUAAAUUUCUCAUUCGGAAGAAACAGCCGUUCGUGGAGCGAUUGUGUCGGUAUUGGAGCUUGAAGCGGGAGGCGAGACGAGGAGCGCCAUUACUGAAGCGCUUACAUCUCGAGCCAUGGACAGCUGCCUCUGCUUCGAAGCAGCAGACGGAUGCGGAAAAGGCUACGAAGCUCAAGUUUCUCACAAUGCUUCGAAACGAUCUCGAGAAGGUCAGACUUCUCGCCGAGCUCGUCAGGAAACGAGAAAAGGAGAAGUUACGCCAAACGCAGCUCAUCAACGACAUGGUGGACCAAUUUAUCUUUCCAUACUAUGGACGCUUACGCCUUACACUGGAGAAGAUCUCGGCGAUGGACCGACAGGAGAUAUUUCUUCAUCCCAUCAACGCCAUGGAAGUUCCCGAUUACUAUGACGUGGUAAAGGAACCUAUGUGCUGGCUCUACAUCGACGAUAAGAUCGAAAGAAAUAGAUACCGUAAUGUUGAAGAGUUCAAGCACGAUGUCAACCUUGUUCUUGAUAAUGCCAUUCUAUACAAUGCUCCAGAAACCACUUUCAGCCGGAUCGCAAAGCGUAUAAAAGCCAACGCAAAGCCGUUAUUGGAGGAUCUCGACUCGAUCUUGGAGUGGUCAUCGUUGCGGCCAUCACUGGCGGACGGCGAUGAGCCGAUGACUGCAGACGACGUUGAGCCCUCUGGCGAUCUUGAGCCCUCCUUGGUUCUUCUGUCCUCAUUGCUAGCAAAGCCAGCAGGAGGUACUGAAGGCUCUGUAGACCACCUCGCUGAAUUGUUCCGCUUCGCUCUGGACAAGCCUCGUGCCCCGACUCCGCCGCCGGAACCACCGAAGAAGCGGAAUUACAUGUCAGCAGAGGACAAGAAGCGAAGAUGGGAAGAACGAGAACAGCAAGCAAAGCAGAGGGUGGCUGCUAGAUCAUCUCGAGCGACUGCGGCAGCAGCAAGAGCGUUUGAAGAAGAGGCAGGCUUGGACACUCAACACACACCAAAAGCUUCUGGGCAGCGAACCCGAGGCAGAGACAAGCACGUAGAGGAGCAGGAAGUUGCCGCUCAUGCUAGUCACAGCAAUCAAGUAGGAGUGGUUGGCUACGAAACGGUGGCAGUUCUCAGCGACAGAGAACGCAGAGCCCAGGAGAGAACAUUGGACCUAGUGACGGAGGAUGUUGACAACCAAGACCUGUUCAAGAGAUUCAACGUCGGAUGGGUGCUCCCUGAAGGUUCAAAGAGGAGAAGACCGGACAAGCCAGAGAGGCCGCCGGAUCCACCAAAGACCCAAGUGACUCAAGCAAAAUCGGAACCGAGUCCUGAGCCCGAUGAGCCCCUCGAGCACAGACCACUGCCUUCCUCUCGCCCGAGUUCUCUCACGCCCGUGUCGUCAUCUUCCUCCAGUGCUACCGAGCCCUUGCCUGAACCUGCGCGGCCGAGACGAGGUGCUCCCGCUGUACAAGCGGAGGACAUUUACCGCUCGGGCAGGAAGCGUAAACAGCCUGAUAGUCCGGAACCCGUCAAUAACACCAAGAAGCGGAAAGCGAAGGAGGUGGAGGAGGAUCCUAAGCCGGAAACUCGAGCUUCAGUAACCAGCCAUAAACCCCCGUCUCGACCUAGACCGAGGCGGAGUACCGCUGCCCCGCGUUCCGUUUCCGCGAAGCCAGCGGGUGACGAGGAGGAGGAUCCUUAUCCUCCGUCUACCCUUGUCUGGGCCAAAUUGACAUCAUUUCCCUUCUUCCCAGCUGAGAUCAUCGAUCAAGACGACGAUGACCCAUCCGAGAUCCCGCCCUCCGUGUUCAAGAACCGAGCCCAGGCCGAGAAGGACAAUGGGGCUACUGGCCAGCGGACCUGGCUCGUGAGAUUCUUUGACGCUCAAGCGAGUUAUGGGUGGAUUCCAGCAUCUCGGCUGGACUUGCUAGGCGAGGAUAAUAAUCUUGACGAAAUGUAUCUUGCUGGUAAAGAGAAGUCACGGGUGAAAGGCUUCAAGAGCGCUCAUGUCAAGACCGCCUGUCGAAAGGCAUACCGGGAAGCUCUGGCUCAGAUGGAGGUUGAAGAGGACGAGUAGACGGACGAUGAUCGAGAGAGGCUCAUCGAGUACAUUCUGCACGCGUACAUACAUUUGUUGCUAUGUAUUGAUUCGACUA
Messenger RNA from Kockovaella imperatae, 3387 nucleotides. Its product is annotated as PHD-zinc-finger like domain-domain-containing protein. Gene Ontology annotation, molecular function: protein binding. Gene Ontology annotation, cellular component: MOZ/MORF histone acetyltransferase complex. The transcript is spliced from 20 exons. Gene Ontology annotation, biological process: regulation of transcription by RNA polymerase II. Lineage: Eukaryota; Fungi; Basidiomycota; Tremellomycetes; Tremellales; Cuniculitremaceae. The record is from RefSeq and is a predicted model, not a curated record. Bases 120 to 3308 code for a protein of 1062 amino acids.